GGUGUCUGUGCGCUCAGUCGUCGCCACUGUGCGUCGCUGAAGAUGUUGCAGCAGCAGCAGCAGCCUCUGACGGGCACCGGGGCCUCCAGCGGCCGGGGACUCGCGGUGAGCGUCCACCCCGGGAUGCACGCUCUAAACUCGGCUCGCCAAGCUUCGCAGCACCGGUCCGACGGCGGAGACCCGGGCCUCGAGGGGCCGGAGAACGGGCACGAAUCCCGCAGAGACAUCGGCGACAUCCUGCAGCAGAUCAUGACCAUCACCGACCAAAGUCUGGACGAAGCACAAGCAAAGUCAGUGAAACAUGCCCUCAACUGUCACCGCAUGAAGCCCGCGUUGUUCAGCGUGCUGUGCGAGAUCAAGGAGAAAACAGGCCUGUCUAUGAGGAACGCCCAGGAGGACGAGCCUCAGGAUCCUCAGCUGGUGCGAUUGGACAACAUGCUGCUGGCGGAGGGUGUGGCGGGGCCCGAGAAGGGCGGGGGGGCCGCUGCUGCUGUGUCUGCCGCCACCAGCUCGGGAGGGAUGUCACCCGACAGCUCGCUCGAGCACUCCGACUACAAAAGCAAGUUGAGCCAGAUUCGCAGUAUCUACCACACUGAGCUGGAAAAGUAUGAGCAGGCAUGCACCGAGUUCACCACCCACGUGAUGAACCUGCUGAGGGAGCAGUCGCGUACGCGGCCCGUGACUCCGCGGGAGAUUGAGCGCAUGGUGGGCAUCAUCCACCGCAAGUUCAGCACCAUCCAGACCCAGCUGAAGCAGAGCACCUGUGAGGCCGUCAUGAUCCUGAGGUCCCGCUUCCUUGAUGCAAGGCGCAAAAGGCGCAACUUCAGCAAGCAGGCCACCGAGGGCCUGAAUGAGUAUUUCUACUCCCACCUGUCCAACCCUUACCCCAGUGAAGAAGCCAAAGAGGAUCUUGCUAAACAGUGUGGAAUCACCAUUUCUCAGGUGUCCAACUGGUUUGGCAACAAAAGAAUCCGCUACAAGAAAAACAUUGGCAAGUUCCAAGAGGAGGCCAACCUUUAUGCCAUGAAGACAGCCUUGGUGGUCAGACAGGGCGACGAUUCCCCGCACACCCCAAACUCCACAGGAUCCGGGUCCUUCUCUCUGUCCGGGUCAGCUGACGUGUUCCUCGGGGCUCCACCUGUGAACGGCGAGCAGUCUGCUUACCAAAUGGGAGUGCAGUCUAACGGGAACUGGCAGGGUCGAAACUCGCCCCCGUCCGGCGCCUCGCCUCGCAGCGACCACUCGGAAAACUCUGACUGAAGGCCCCGCCCACUGGCACAGAACGACAGCGACUGCAAGAUUGACGACGGAGGAGACAGAAGAAUGAUAUCACACUUCCCACUUGGCUGCAGUUGUUUUUGUACGUUGUUUGGUUUGACUAUUUUAAAUGUAAGUUGUAUUUUUAGUCUUCUCUCACCGCUCAGCGUGGGUCAUUAGUAUGUUUAGCUGAGAGAGUGUGUGUGUGUGUGUGUGUGUGUGUGUGUGUGUGUGUGUGUGUGUGUGCGUGUGUGUGUGUGUGUGUGUGUGUGUGUGUGUGUGUGUGGUUUUAUUAUCAGGGUUGUAGGGUUUGUUUUCCACUGCUUUUGCCAUGUUACUGAGGUGUGUGUUUGUGGUUGGAAUGGGGAGGACGGCACAACAUUAUCAUUGUUUUUAGCACACUAUAUCAUUAUUAUUAUUAAUAUUAUUGCUGUUUUAUUAUUAAUGCUACAACUACUUUCAUUUUAACAGCUCAAAAAGAGAGAAUGCAUUUAGUGAAUGAGAGGACAAUAGAGAAAAAUCCAAAGAUUUUGUGCGUUUGUUUCUCUGUUUUGUUAGUUUUUUUGGUUUUUUUUCUACCGGGCUCAUGUGUCCCUGUAAAAUGGAUGAGGCGUGUGUGAGUCCAUAUCAGUGGUUUGAAUGAGUAUAUCAACAGUGCUGUCUUUUUCUCUGUACAGUGAAACACCUGUAUUCUCUCUACCUCUUUUACAAUAAAGACUCUCUGUAUUCACAA
Messenger RNA from Anoplopoma fimbria (sablefish), 1990 nucleotides. It is a transcript of the gene pbx2, whose product is annotated as pre-B-cell leukemia homeobox 2. NCBI's taxonomy places the organism in Eukaryota, Metazoa, Chordata, Actinopteri, Perciformes, Anoplopomatidae. The record is from RefSeq and is a predicted model, not a curated record. Gene Ontology annotation, cellular component: nucleus. Gene Ontology annotation, molecular function: RNA polymerase II cis-regulatory region sequence-specific DNA binding; DNA-binding transcription factor activity, RNA polymerase II-specific. The coding region runs from base 43 to 1260 and encodes 405 amino acids. Gene Ontology annotation, biological process: animal organ morphogenesis; regulation of transcription by RNA polymerase II; brain development. The transcript is spliced from 8 exons.